Molecule: messenger RNA, 3270 nt
Organism: Bursaphelenchus xylophilus (pine wood nematode)
Lineage: Eukaryota; Metazoa; Nematoda; Chromadorea; Rhabditida; Aphelenchoididae
Source: the annotation of a GenBank genome assembly
AUGACCACCGGCCGGCGAAAGAGCACAGGGCCCAGAGUGAACGUCAACGUCCAUCAUGGAGAGAAUAUUUUUGUAAUCUACACAGCUUUGCCCAUCAAAUAUGAGGAACUUGAAAAUUCCAUCCGGCAUGCCUGCGGAUUCCGGCAAAAGGAGGAAAUUGCUCUUCGCAUUGUGGAUUCUGAUGGUAUGUUGGUUUUGAAUUGGCUUAUUGUGAUGUUUAGGUGAUCCCGUGACGAUUGAGAAUCAACAUGAUCUGAAUGAAGUCAUGUUUUUCACCAAAACGCCGGAUGUUGUUGUUCAUGUUGGUCAGGUGGGCACAAAUUCGGAUACAAGCAGUGGAGAUAAUGGUAAAUGAGGGAGAGAGUUUUUAUAUUGGUUAUGAUACUAUUAUGCAUCUUUUUGAGUCGUUUUGAUCUUGUUUUAAGUCUGUUUUGGACAUCAGGUUCAUCUAAAUCAAGGUAAAAUUGAGAAUUAAAAAUUUCCAUGCCGUUUUGAAAGAAGACAAUCCUCGUUUUGGUUCUAUAUUUCGAAAUGUACUGACGAAAUUUUUACAGUCCCAGUCCACCGGCGCGGUGCUCGUCGUCAAAACAAAGUCUACACAAUAUGUGGCCAUCGGUUCGAAGUAAAGCGGCCCGAGAAACGCAUGGAUUGUGAAAUAUGCGGUGAUGUAAUUUGGGGUCUGGGCCGAGGAGGUCUCAAAUGCAUGGAUUGUACCGCAUAUGUCCAUAAAAAAUGUCACAAAUACCUGUGCAAGCCCUGCGACGGGAUGAAUAAGGACAUUUUGAAGAUGAAACAUGACUGGGACUUGAAUUUUGAUCGACUUCAGAUUGAGGUAAGGGCUUUGAAAGGAUGAUUUUUGAUUUGAAUGGGAUUUGAGGCGAUUUGAACUGGUUGCGGGCGAUUUUUGGGUGAAAAUGUGGGAUUUUAUACCUAAAAUAAGGUAAUUUUGAAAUUUCUUGGUGGUUUUUAAAGUUUUUGUUUUGAAAUUUGUCUUAAAUUGUUGCAUUUGGUGUAAAAUACGAUUUUAAUUGUUUUUCCAUCAAAUUAUUAUUAUUUUUGCUAUCAAAUUUAUGUUGCACUUGACAUCAACUACUAAAAAAUUUUUUCAGAGAUUGGAACCAACAAAACAAAGAAAUCCCCUGGAUGAUUAUGACCUUCUCAAAGUCCUGGGUCGAGGAUCAUAUGCCAAAGUUUUCCAAGCUCAGCAUCGAAGAACCAAGGAGAUUGUGGCCUUGAAAACCAUUAACAAAACCAUGUUUCUGGAGGAAGAUGAGGACUUGGAUUGGCUUCAAACAGAGAAGUCGGUGUUUGAGACGGCCUCAAAUCACCCAUUCUUGGUUGGAUUACACUCCUGCUUUCAGGUAAUUGGGUGUUUUGGGGGAAAAAGUCAUUUUUUGUCAUGGAGAAGAUAAAUUUUGAAGGAUUUUUAAUGAAAAGGAGUGAAGUUGUAGAUUGCUUUUUUAUGACAUUUUCUGGGAUUUUGGAUAGUAAUUUGCUUUGAAUUUUGGGAUUUGAAGUGCUUUUUAUAUUAUUUUAGACAUUAAAACUUUUUUGAAUUAAAAAAUUUUUUUUUAUUUUAUUGGCUCUAUAUUGUCAUAAAUGAACGAAAAUCCAAUUUCAGACGGAAUCCCAUCUUUUCUUUGUCAUUGAAUUUGUCUCCGGCGGAGAUUUGAUGUUCCACAUGCAGCAGCAAAGAAGGCUCUCUGAAGACCACACCCGCUUCUAUUCCGCCGAAAUUAUUUUGGCAUUACACUUUCUACACUCGAGGAAUAUCAUAUACAGAGAUUUGAAGUUGGACAAUGUACUUUUGGACCAUCAGGGACAUGUGAAAUUGACCGACUUUGGCAUGUGCAAGGUAAAUUUUGGGUGAAAAAGAAUUUAAUAUGACUUGAAAAGAGAGGAAAUUCUGUGUAAAGGGGAAAAUAGUGGUUGGAAAUGUGUUUCUUUCUGUUUAGAAUUUAGAUUUUGGAAAAAUUUUGAGUUUUUUCUUUGAUUCUGAUGGUCUUUGUCUUUUUUUGAGGAAAUGGAACGAUUUUUGUUGAUUAUUUGAUGACCGAUAGAUUCUAGUGGACUUUCAAGAGCUUUGGUUGUCGAAUUUUGAAGGUAGAAAUAGUUUUUGAUUGAUUUUUUUAUAAAAAAUGUAAAAUUAAAAAAUUUUUUUUGACAAAAUUGUGGCUUUUAGUGUUGAAAAGGCCCAAAAAUAAAAUGAAAUGCGAUUUUACACUAAAAUAUAGUUUUUGACUUCACGAAUUGGUUUAAUUUUGCCCAUUUUCAGGAGAAAGUUUCCCCCACCGAGCUGACAAAAACCAAGUGCGGAACCCCGAAUUAUAUGGCGCCGGAGAUCCACCUCGGCAUGGGAUACAACUUUGCGGUGGACUACUGGUCUCUGGGCAUCAUGAUCUUCGAAAUGCUGGCCGGACGCUCGCCCUUUCAACUUCAGGGAUACGAUGAUCCGGAGGCGGAAGAAGAGGAACUCGAACGGCGAGUCCUAAACGAACAGAUUCGAAUGCCGAGGAGCUUCUCGGUCCGCGCCUGUCUUUUGCUCAAAGGAUUUUUGAACAAGGAUCCGAAACAGAGGCUGGGAUCUAGAAGCGAAGUGAAUGAAGGACUUCAGGACAUCAAAAGAGCCAAGUUUUAUAAAGAUUUGGUCGAUUGGAGUGCGGUAAGGAGUUGGAAAGAUAUUUUUAAGGGAUGUUAGAGAGCUGAGAGGCCUUUGAGAAGAAAGAAAUAUUAAAAAUAGGGUUGAAAAUGAAAAUUUUGACCUUGUUUUAGGUAUAAGAUCAAAAUUUCCAAUAUUUUUUUAAGGCUGAAUUAGUCAUGAAAUGGAGGGUAUAGUGAAUUUAUAAAGUCUGUUAUUUAGAGUGAGGUUCAUUUUGUUGCUUUUGACACUGUUUUAUUGAACUACAGCAAAAAAAUUGAGUUUCAGCCAAUUUUUGGCCUUGAACUUUUUUGUCUAUUUUGACAGAAUUUUAAAUGAUUUUCGUUAUUUUAAAGCUCUAUCUUGCUAUGAAAUUUUCUUUAUUUUGAGAAUAGAGUGUUUAUUUUUUAAUGACAAUUGAUUUUCAGCUCGAAAAACGCAAAAUAAAACCCCCGUUCCGGCCCGAAAUCAACGGCGACUUUGAUUACUCCAGAUUUGAUGAGAAUUUCACCAAAGAAAAGCCAACUCUAACCCCAGUGAGCUCCAAGAGACUCAAUCUCAUUGAUCAAACGGAGUUUGAGGGCUUUGAAUACAUCAAUCCACUGCAAUUGAGCCGCGAAGACGUCGUAUAA